This is a messenger RNA of Penicilliopsis zonata CBS 506.65, 1929 nucleotides long. RefSeq lists its product as hypothetical. Lineage: Eukaryota; Fungi; Ascomycota; Eurotiomycetes; Eurotiales; Aspergillaceae. Bases 1 to 1929 code for a protein of 642 amino acids. The record is from RefSeq and is a predicted model, not a curated record. Gene Ontology annotation, cellular component: plasma membrane; nucleus; cytoplasm. Gene Ontology annotation, molecular function: protein serine/threonine kinase activity; ATP binding. The transcript has 5 exons. Gene Ontology annotation, biological process: protein phosphorylation.
AUGACGCAGCUUUUCCCGUCGAGUGCGUCCCCGGUGACGGCGAGCGAGAAACGGGGCAACUUCCCUGGCCUGUUGCCGGCCUCGAAGAAGCACACACAUGAGACUAGCCAUCUACCAACCCGGAUCAAGAACUUCUUCCGUCUCAACAGCUCGAGCAGCACCGCCUCCUCCCACAGCAGCCAUCAGGGUAGCGAGAAGGACCGUGACGCCAAUGCCGCCCGUGCGGAUGCCCGUUUCCGCCAGUCGCGCUUCCUGCCCACCAUCGGACGGAAUCGCUCGACUACCGUCGCCAGCGAGGGCAAUCCGUUGGACGAUGCCGUCUCGCCAACCGCCACGGCAAAUCCCUACUUUGCCCAUCAGGGCCAGCCCGCGCUGCGCCAUCGCAACGACGGCUCCGUGCCCUCCUCGCCCCCCGACACCCCAGAGCUGCAGGUCGAUGGCGUGUCGCCGACCGAGCAGGCCACCACCGCCAACAAGGAGGAGCUGGCGCGCAAGCUGCGCCGGGUUGCCUCCGCUCCCAACGCCCAGGGCCUCUUCGCCAACGGGGCCUCUGACGGGCGGCCCCAGACAGCCGAGCUGGGCAAGGAGCCCCUGCUUGAGCAACCGGGCGCUGCGCUCCAGGUUGGCCUCGUCGAUCAGCACACCGCUAAGGGUGGUGCUGCCUCCGCCGUCACCCUGGCCGUCCCUCCGCUGCCGACGGGCAGCAAAGUUCCGACUGCAGGCCAGAUCCUUGAAUCGGCCUCUUUCCGCCGCACUUAUAGUUCCAACUCCAUCAAGGUUCGCAAUGUCGAGGUCGGGCCAAGCAGUUUCGACAAGAUCAAAUUAAUCGGAAAGGGCGAUGUCGGCAAGGUUUAUCUGGUUCGUGAGAAGAAAUCGAGCCGGUUGUAUGCCAUGAAGGUUUUGAGCAAAAAGGAAAUGAUCAAGCGUAAUAAAAUCAAGCGGGCCUUGGCAGAGCAGGAGAUUCUCGCGACGAGCAAUCACCCCUUCAUCGUCACGCUGUAUCACUCGUUCCAGUCGGAGGACUAUCUGUAUCUCUGCAUGGAGUACUGCAGUGGCGGGGAGUUCUUCAGAGCUCUUCAAACGCGUCCCGGCAAAUGCAUCUCCGAAGACGCUGCUCGUUUCUACGCGGCAGAGGUCACAGCCGCGUUGGAAUAUCUUCACCUCAUGGGUUUCAUCUACCGUGAUUUGAAGCCAGAGAAUAUCCUCCUCCAUCAAUCAGGACACAUCAUGUUGUCGGACUUUGAUCUGUCGAAACAGUCUGGCCCUGGCGGCGCGCCCACCAUGAUCCCUGCUCGCAGCGGCAAUUCCACCAUGGCUCUCCCGACCAUCGAUACCAAGUCGUGUAUUGCCGACUUCCGGACAAAUUCCUUUGUGGGCACGGAGGAGUACAUCGCCCCCGAAGUCAUCAAAGGCUGCGGCCACACGAGUGCAGUCGACUGGUGGACCCUGGGCAUCUUGAUCUACGAAAUGCUCUACGGGACCACCCCGUUCAAGGGCAAGAACCGCAAUGCCACUUUUGCCAACAUUCUACGGGAUGAGGUGCCGUUUCCAGAGCACCAGGGCUCCCAACAGAUCUCCAAUAUGUGCAAAUCUUUGAUCCGGAAGCUUUUGAUCAAAGACGAGACAAAGCGUCUGGGGGCCCGGGCAGGCGCCUCGGACGUCAAAACUCACCCCUUCUUCCGCCAGACGCAGUGGGCGCUCAUCCGCCACAUGAAGCCGCCAAUGAUCCCCCACCAGGGCCGCGGGACCGACACCCUCAACUUCCGUAAUGUCAAGGAGAGCGCCAGCGUGGACAUCGGCGGGCCGACCCCGAGCAAGCUUAAAGGCGUUCCCAUGGACUCAGGCUUGACCACGCCUAACGGCGAAAUUGCCGAUCCGUUUGAAGAAUUCAACAGCGUGACGCUCCACCACGACGGUGAUGAUAUGUAG